GGACGAUGAGCCUGUCUGAAGGAGGAGGCCACUGAGAGCUUCACUUUUCAUCCCGACAGCCUACAAGUAAUGAAUCUGUGAGAGGACCAGGCAGAGAAACACACUUCAAACAUGGCAGACAAGGAUAGCGUGGAGAAGUACUUGGAGAAUAACCCCCAGUUCGCCAAAGAGUAUUUUGACAAGAAGGUGCGAUGCGAGGUGAUCGCCGCCGCGUUCGAGGAGAAGCUGGACAUCAAGGAUCCAGCUUCGUUCAAGGAUGUCACGCAAGUGCAGGAAGCCGCCAUCCUCUUUGACAUGAUCCAAGACAUGCAUUCACAGCCUGUCAUGGAGAAGGCCAUGCACAAGGUCCUGCAGAGGAUAUGUUUGCUGGUCAACGCCGACCGCUGCAGCUAUUUUAUAUCUCGCGCCAGAAACGGCAUCCCUGAGCUCGCCACAUGUCUUUUCGAUGUCACUCCUACGUCCAAAUACGAGGCCAACCUGGUAAACCCGCAGUCUGAGAUUGUGUUCCCCACUGACACUGGCAUAGUUGGCCAAAUAGUGACCACCAAAAAACCAGCCAAUGUUCCAGAUGUCAAACAGAAUCCCAGGUUCAGUGAUUUUGUGGACAAGCAGACGGGAUACACCACUAAAAACAUGAUGGCCGCUCCACUCAUGCAGGGAAAAGACCCACUCGGUGUGGUCAUGGCAAUAAACAAGGUCGGAGCAAACGAAUUCUCCAAAGAAGAUGAAGAUGUAUUCAGCAAGUACAUCAUAUUUGCCACAGUCAUCGCCCUGCAGCAUUACACCAAUUACAUGUAUAAUGUGGAAUCCAGAAGAAGCCAGGUUCUUCUGUGGUCUGCGAGCAAAGUGUUUGAAGAGCUGACGGACAUCGAGCGUCAGUUUCACAAGGCUCUGUACACCGUCAGAACUUACCUUCAGUGCGAAAGGUACUCGUGCGGCCUGCUGGACAUGACCAAAGAGAAGGAGUUCUACGACGAGUGGCCGAUUAAACUGGGAGACGUGGAGCCGUAUAAAGGCCCGAAGACUCCUGAUGGCAGGGAGAUCAUCUUCUACAAGAUCAUUGAUUAUCUGCUGGAAGGCAAAGAAGAGAUCAAAGUUAUACCGAACCCUCCUGCAGACCACUGGGCACUGGUUAGUGGACUGCCCAGCUAUGUUGCUGAAAACGGCUUUAUCUGUAACAUGAUGAAUGUUGCUGCUGAUGAAUACUUCACAUUCCAGAAAGAAGCUGUGGACGAGACUGGCUUCGUGAUCAAAAACGUUCUCUCCCUUCCCAUUGUCAACAAGAAAGAAGAAAUUGUCGGUGUGGCCACUUUCUUCAAUCGAAAAGACGGCAAGCCAUUCGAAGAGCAGGAUGAACAGAUUACUGAAGCUCUAACACAGUUCCUGGGAUGGUCCGUACUGAACUGCGACACAUAUGACAAACUGAACCGGAUGGAGUGGAGGAAAGAAAUUGCAGAAGAAAUGGUCAUGUAUCAGACCAAAGCCACUCCGGCUGAAGUCCAGCAGAUUCUGAACACAAAGGAGAAGUUUGACCAGAACCCGGAAGACUGCGAUCAGAAAGAAAUGUACAAACUCUUGAGAGCCAACAUUCCAGAGGCCAAAGAUGUCGAUCUGCUAGAAUUUAGUUUCAGUGACUUCCCUCUGACUGAAACCGAUCUCAUCAAGUGCGGCAUUCGCUGCUUCUUUGAACUGGGAGUGGUGGAGAAGUUCAAGGUGCCAGCAGAGGUCCUGACCAGAUGGAUGUACACGGUGCGUAAGGGCUACAGAGACAUCACCUACCAUAACUGGAGGCAUGGCUUCAACGUGGGCCAGACCAUGUUCUGUCUUCUGCAGACCGGAAAGCUGAGAAGAUACUACACAGAUCUUGAUGCCUUCGCGAUGGUAGCGGCUGCAUUCUGUCAUGAUAUUGACCACAGGGGUACCAACAAUCUCUACCAGACAAAGAGCGCAUCACCUCUGGCCAAGCUUCACGGCUCCUCCAUCCUGGAAAGGCACCAUCUUCAAUACAGCAAGAAUCUGAUGGCUGAAGAGAACGUUAACAUCUUUCAAAGUCUGCAGAAACGCCAGUUCGAGACGGUCCAGCAUUUGCAUGAUGUCUGCAUCAUUGCGACUGACCUGGCUUUGUAUUUCAAAAAAAGGACAAUGUUCCAGAAGAUCGUUGACGCCACCGAACCUAUGACUAAGGAGGAGGAGAUGGUCGCCCAUGUGGCCAACAAUCCCAUCAGGAAGGAAAUCAUCAUGGCAAUGAUGAUGACCGGAUGUGACUUGUCUGCCAUUACCAAGCCAUGGGAAGUCCAGAGCAAAGUGGCUCUCAUGGUGGCAGCUGAAUUCUGGGAACAGGGAGACUUGGAGAGGACUGUGCUAGACCAACAACCCAUUCCCAUGAUGGACAGAAACAAAUCAGAUGAACUUCCGAAGAUGCAGUGCGGUUUCAUUGACUUUGUGUGCUCGUUCGUGUACAAGGAAUUUUCUAGGUUCCACAAAGAAAUCACUCCCAUGUUUGAUGGCUUGAACAACAACAGAGUCCACUGGAAGGAACUGGCCGAUAUUUACCAAGCAAAAAUAGACGCUAUAGCCAAUGAGAAAAAGAGACUAGAAGAGGAGCAGGCUAAAAAGGGAGGUGAGGAAGGAGGAGAGGGAGGAAAGUCCAAAACCUGCACCAUCUUUUAAACCACCAGAAAUUGAAAGCCACAGAGGAGUCUGGGCCAGCUGGAAAACGCAUAGAGGAAGCUGAAACAUGCUCCUAGGAUCACUACGUUUUCGCCAGCUUUCUCAUUCUCUCCGUCUCAUUUCCUCGGAAUUACCUUCAUCAAGUGAACAUGUAGGCUUUGACCAGAAAUGGAAGAACUGUACCUGUCAGAUUCACUUUCUGAUGGGGGCGCCAGAGCUAAUCGUCACCACAUGGACAAUUUCAUGCUUGCUCCUAAUCGCUGUAACAUCAACCUUCGCUGGAGGAAGCACCACAUUUGCCACACAACGGUGGCCGAAACACUACACAAAUGAUUAAUGCGCUGUAGUUCAGAGCUUACUUUGUGUUUGGCAGUUCAAUGACAGCAAAAAACAUUAAGAAUUAGAGCAAUAUGCUGAAUAACUUCCGGAACGGUUACUAAUUUAUUGGAAAAACGAAUAAAUAGCUUAAAUCUUCAAUGACUUCAGAAUCACAUUGUAUUUAGCUUCUCUGUAAACGAAUCAUCGAAGCUUCCAGAUCGAUUUGUUGUUUGGCAAACGCACUUAAAGGUGCAGUGUGCCAUUUAUGUGCCGCCAAAACAAUUGCUAUUCAAUUAUUCUACACUUCGAUUAACUACGGUUAGGCCUGCUUGAAUGGAGGCAUUUCAACAUCAAAUGAAAUGGCACACUUCACCUUGAAGUUACCUAUAUUUGAAGGCAUUUCCAUUGCUUUGUUUUGGGAUGAAGGUUCAGCUCAUUUGAACAAGAGUUUUGAGAAGCUGUGGCUCACGCUAACUCUUCAAAAGAGAAAACGGCACUCAAUUUCUCCUAACUUGCGGUGUUAACGACUUGUUGCAUUUGCAAUUGUUUUUAGACUGCUGCGAUACAGGAUGUCUUUUCUACUGUUUUGUUCUUUAAAAAAAAGCUGCGAUACGGCUAAUUCUGUGUCAAGAGCGUUCCAGAACAUUUAUGACCAGAUGUUUUUUGUUGUUUAACCAUUUAAUGAUAAGCAUCACGCAUAGUUUUCAACCAUAAUGUAUUAUCAAACGUAUAAAAUUGAGCGCACAUAGAAUAUCAAUUGAUAAUAUAGAGGUAUUUGCUUAAACCAAACGUUGAUACUAUUUUGAAGCGGUAUUCUACGGAGGUCAGGGAAUAUUUAAAUCCAGUGCAUGUUAUGCCGUGACAAGGCGAGAGGGAACGGUCAGUACUUGGAGAUGUGUAAACCUAUAAGGAGAUUUGAAGUGAGUUUGAUGGGGGGAGCAGCUCCUGAGAUUCACUCUGUUUUAAUCUUUAAAUACCAUGCUUAUUUAAAGCAGACUACUGAAGCCUCUAGAUAUCACCCUUUUUAAGGUUAAAGUCUCUCUCUUUUUGUUGGGAUGUUUAGAGAAUCUGAUGACAGCGGUGUUUGAACUAGUGAAAGAACUGUUUAUUUCAGAUAGCUGCAUGCUGAUAUCCAAAAUAGGUCAUUCCUUGCUUAAUCGCUGAUUUGACCAAACACAAACGUGUAUAUAUAAACAACCAAUGUGAAGAUUUAGCAAAUAUACAUCAAAUAUUAUGCAACAUACGCUUGUUGGUAAAUCAGUUAAGGCCUUUAAUCCAAUAACCAGGCCCACGGCUGUUUAAAUAACUCCUCUGGAACUAAACGUAAAUGUCAAACCCUCUAAAUCCAGGUCAGCCAGAGGCCAAAAGUGAGUCAAUCUCAUCUCAGGUUUAUGGUUUGCGCACAUUGUUAGGCUCGUGAAUAACUCCAUGUACUGCAUCAUAUGAAGUGAGCGUGCAAUCCGAUCCUCUUAUUUACUGAUUAUGCAUAUAAGAUACUGUAAAGGAUGUCAUGUGAACGAAUAAACACAUUGAAACGGA
Molecule: messenger RNA, 4527 nt
Organism: Danio rerio (zebrafish)
Lineage: Eukaryota; Metazoa; Chordata; Actinopteri; Cypriniformes; Danionidae
Gene: pde6c
Product: phosphodiesterase 6C, cGMP-specific, cone, alpha prime
Biological process (GO): signal transduction
Cellular component (GO): endomembrane system
Molecular function (GO): metal ion binding; 3',5'-cyclic-nucleotide phosphodiesterase activity; phosphoric diester hydrolase activity
Source: RefSeq, marked provisional